Molecule: messenger RNA, 2840 nt
Organism: Silurus meridionalis
Lineage: Eukaryota; Metazoa; Chordata; Actinopteri; Siluriformes; Siluridae
Gene: gen1
Product: flap endonuclease GEN homolog 1
Exons: 14
Coding region: 204-2780 (858 amino acids)
Molecular function (GO): four-way junction DNA binding; 5'-flap endonuclease activity
Source: RefSeq, a predicted model, not a curated record
GUAAGGGCUGUAAUAACUCUCCCCGGCAGCAGGGGGCUCAGGUCGGAUAGAGGCUUAAGGAAAGAGACAGGAGUUGGCGCCGAAGAGGAAAUUCAAAACACUUCUGUUGUGGAUGUUCUGAUUAUCUGUGUAGUGUUUACUGACCGGCAAACGUCUCUACGAGAUACAGGAUCUAUUCAAUCUAGUAUUAGUAGCUCUCAGUCAUGGGUGUGAACGAUCUGUGGUCGAUCCUGAGUCCAGUGCAGGAAUCCGUCCCGCUGUACAGUCUCACGGGGAAAACUCUGGCUGUGGAUCUCAGCCUGUGGAUCUGUGAGGCCCAGCACGUCCAGGGCAUGAUGGGGAAAGUCACAAAACCCCACCUACGCAAUUUGUUUUUCCGCGCCUCGUCCCUCCUUCGGAUGGGCAUCAAGCUGGUUUUUGUGAUGGAAGGAGAAGCUCCCAAGAUCAAGGCCGAGACUAUGAGCAAGAGAACAGAGAUGGGGUUCCGUGGAAGCAAAACCAAAAGCGUCUCAAAACCAGGAACGGUCAAAAACACCAGCAGGGGGCGAUUUAAAGCUGUGCUCAGAGAGUGUUCUGAUAUGUUAGACUAUUUGGGAAUCCCAUGGGUGUCUGCAGCGGGCGAGGCAGAGGCCAUGUGUGCAUUUUUGGACGCGCAGGGUUUGGUGGACGGCUGCAUCACGAGUGAUGGCGACGCUUUUCUGUACGGCGCACAAACCGUCUACAGAAACUUCAACAUGAACACAAAGGACCCUCAGAUAGACUGCUAUAAGAUGUCCAGAAUAAAGACGGAGCUGCAAAUGAAGCGAGAGACACUCGUGGGCCUGGCCGUGCUCCUCGGCUGUGACUACAUUCCUAAAGGUGUUCCAGGCAUCGGGAAAGAACAAGCUCUUAAAUUUAUACAGAAUUUAAAAGACACGACUCUUCUCCAAAAAUUCAGUGAUUGGAGGAAAUCCACUUACGAUGUUCAGGAGUUUCCUGUGAAGAAGGUCACCCACUGUCUGGUGUGCCGUCACCCUGGUUCUGCUAAAGCUCACGAGCGCAGUGGCUGUGUGUUCUGCGGCAGCGAGAAAUUCUGCCAGCCUCAAGACUAUGACUCGCAGUGUCCCUGUGACUGGCACCGCACCGAGCACGCUCGCCAGGCCUCCUCGGUCGAAACCAUCAUCAAAAAGAAAACUCUGGCCUGUGACAUGUUCCCUUUUACAGAGAUCAUCAAUGAAUUUCUGGUUCCGAAGGACAAACCUGUUAACGGUUUUAGAAGACGGAAACCCAACCUCCUCCUCAUGCAGAAUUUUGCUCUGGACAAGAUGGAGUGGCCCAAACAUUACACCAGUGAGAAAGUUCUUGCUCUGAUGACCUACGCCGAGCUCAUGAACAGAAAUCAAGGGACACAAUCGUCAACUCAGAUACAACCCAUUCGAAUACACAAGCGACGCGUAAGGAACGGUGUCUCCUGCUUCGAAAUCGUCUGGAGGAAACCAGAUCAUUACGUGUUUCCUGAGGACGGCCCUCAGGACCAGUCGGACGUAGUGAGCACCGUGGAAGAGGAAAACCUGUUCACCGUAGCUUUCCCAGACAUUGUCCAGCUCUUCCACAAGGAAACAGCCGAGGCCAAGGACAACAAGUUGAAAAAAAAGAAACCGAAAGCAGAAAAAGAGAAGGCGGCUGUUUCCUCUGACAGAGUCACGGAUCUUUUUGCGCAGAUGUCACUCAAAAGUUCAUGUCUCGAACCCGUCAAAUCCUCAGAAAAAGGCUUAGAGACGACCCCAGUUCUAGAGAGUGAUCUUGACCAUUGUUCCAUUGUUCCUCCAUCAAAUCUCACUGUACACUCUCACGAAAUCCGGUCAGCCUCCGAGGUCUCUCCUUCCUCACAGCUUGCGUUCCCCUGCCAUACAGGAGCAUCAUCUCAAGCCCAGACAUCCCUUUCAGUAUCUGUAGUGAUUAAUGAGCUUCACUUGAGCAGCAUAGACUGGGAUGCUCAGUCCUUCACUGCUGCUCCAUCUCCUCAGACUCAACACCAUAAAUCCGAUCUACAACCGGCGAACAGAUCAGACGAAGGAACCGAAACGCGACGCUCAUCUAAUGAAGCGCAGUCGGAUUGUGUGGAAUUGUGUCGAAGUUCACUGAUGGAAAGGGUCCGCUUAAGGAACACGGUAAAGUGUUCUGGCUCUGGGAAUAAUGAAGAGAAGGAAUCAGUUGCUUUAAGUUCAGAGCACAAGCCAUUAUCCGAGAAUCCUAAAGUACCUCUUCUGCCACUGUACCAAAAAUCAAAGCUAAGCAGAAUCACAGCUCUUGAUUCAAAGCAGCCCAAAGUGUCUGUUCCUGUCCUGGACCCGGUCCCGGUCCGGGCUCCACCAAAAUACAAAUUUUCCAAGGUGAAACAAUUGAGCAGACCGUCCAACGAUUCAAAUACAGAAAGAGUGUGGAAGACGAGCGUUUGUCGAAGACAAGAAUCUUCCGGCGAUGAGAGUGAGGUGGAGAAUCGGCCGUUAACCAGUCAGAACCAACGCAAACUAAAAACCAUCAACAAACCUAAAUCAGGGAUUCAGGCACAAAAACAUAUUACACAGGACAGAUGCAACGAGUGGACAAAUUCUGUAGACACACACCAUGUGGCAGAUUCCACAACGCCUAAAAAACAACCGCACAUCACGCGAACAAAUCCUCUCAAACAUACGCCCACAAAAAACGCUGAUGAUGACGACGACGACGAUGAUGACGAUGCAUCGAUUUGUAGCCCUUUGCCACUUGCUGAGAGGCUGAAACUGAAACUUAACAAAUAAAUAAAUGUUUUUUAUUCGUUCAAUUCAACUGAUUUUUAGUAAAUUCUUCAUCAUUUUUAA